Ectocarpus siliculosus is the source of this 2230-nucleotide messenger RNA. Lineage: Eukaryota; Phaeophyceae; Ectocarpales; Ectocarpaceae. The record is from the annotation of a GenBank genome assembly.
AUGGAAGAAGACCCUACUCCGAUACCCUCCGUUGGUUUGAGGAAGCACCUCAUCACGAACGAGGAUGGAGUUAUCACGGGAUCUGUCUGCGCUGAAGACCUUGGUCACACGGAGAGCGGCAUGUUCCUGGACAAGAUCAUCAUGUGCGAGGUGCCCAACCUCAACGUCAAGUUCCCCUCGUCCCUAGCCCCCAACCGCGAGAUCACCGUCAACACUCAGGGCAGCCCGACGUGCUACAACAAGCUCCUGGGGCCGAGGGACUGCAUCAUUUACGAGCACGUGCGCGACAAGAACAAGCCCCCAACGGCGAAAGCCUUCCUCCGAGCAGGGCCUCGACCCGAGCUUCACUUCAACCCCACGGAAGUGCGAGGGGCGAUUGUUACGUGCGGCGGGUUGUGCCCGGGACUCAACAGCGUUGUCCAUCACCUUGUAGAGACGAUGCUGCUCACCUACAAGGCCGACAAGGUGUUCGGCAUCAGGGGCGGCUUCGCCGGGUUCUACGACGAGGCUACUCCUGCGGUGGAGCUAACUAGCGAGGGGGUGGAGUUCCUCCAGCACCAGCCAGGGUCCGUUCUCGGGUCUUCCCGUGGAGGCUUCGACCUCGACAAGAUUAUCAAGUUCCUCGUCGACAACAAGGUGAACCAGCUGUACAUCAUUGGAGGCGACGGAACUCACAGAGGAGCGCUGCGAAUCGCGUCGGAGUGCAUGCAAAGGGGUCUGAACAUCUCGGUGACCGGCAUCCCCAAGACCAUCGACAACGAUCUGGACAUCAUCGACCGCUCCUUCGGUUUUCUCACCGCCGUAGAGUCCGCACAGGCGGCUAUCCAGGCGGCCACAACGGAAGCCAAGUGCAACCUGCCCAACGGCAUUGGCGUCGUCAAGCUCAUGGGACGAUCGGCAGGAUACAUCGCGGCAUACGCCACGAUGGCGUCCGGAGACGUGGACCUGUGCCUCGUGCCGGAGUCGCCUAUCGUUCUCGAGGGACCGAGCGGCUGCAUCCCUCACCUCAUGAAGAGGGUUGAGGAGAAGGGCUACGCCGUCGUGGUUGUGGCCGAAGGGGCCGGGGAGGAGUUGCUAGGGGAGAGCACGGCCAAGGAUGCCAGCGGCAACAAGCGACUGCCGGCGAUCGGCAAGUUCAUGAAGGGGGCCAUCGAGGACGCGUACCACGCUGAGGACAAGAUAUGCAACGUCAAGUACAUCGACCCUUCCUACAUGAUCAGGUCCGUGGCGGCGACGGCUUUCGACCAGAUCUACUGCAUGCAGCUGGCGCAGAACGCGGUGCACGGAGCCAUGGCGGGUUACACCGCCUUCAGCGCGGGAGUGGUCAACAACAGGACGGUGUAUAUCCCCAUCACGGAGCUGGUGGAAAACUCGCCGAGAUGCCUCAACAUGCACGGCCGCACGUGGGAGCGGGUCCUCACCAUCACACGGCAGCCCAACACUAUCGAGAGUCGCGCCGGCAAGUAGUGAUUUGUUUGGGGCAGCCAAUCUUCUUUCUUCCUGUCUCCCACGGCUCGGCACCCAAGUCGGGGCCUCGGUCGAGCCGGGCAAGUGAUUCGCUUGCUUUGGUUUUGUCAUCUCUUCCUCUCACCGUUUCAAAACGAAAAGCAAUGGAGCGUCAUGGAAGGUGACGGAACGUUGGGGAUUGUCAUGGGAAGUGAUGGGCAGGAUAGAACAGAGAGGCAUGGAACGGAACGGAGCGGCAAGGAACGGAACGGAACGCUACUAAACGUUGAGGAACAAUAUGGCACGUCAUGUCAGGUUACGGAAACGUCAUGGAAGAUUGCGGAACGUGAUGGUAGAUUGCGGAAAUGCAUGGAAGGUUACGGAAACGUCAUGGAAGGUUACGGAACGGAACAGGAUACAACAGAAAAGGAAAAAGAACGGAACGGGGAGAACCUCGCCAGAAAACGCUGCGUGCGUAGGUUUUUGGGCAUUUGGUAAGUAGAACUCCUGGCCUUCUUUGCCGUAGAAAGGCCGCUAGACCGUCCCGAUAAGCACAUACGAAAGGGUGCGGCGGGGUGCAAACGCGAGAGGCUCUGUUUGUGACCGUUCUCCGUUGGGUGUGGAAAGAGUGAUCCCGAGGUUAGGACAGAAUCCGGCACCAAGACUUGUGUGUGUUUCACUGCAACGCGGCGUACAGUACAUACAGUACACGGGUGAUGGAGUGGGGUGGGGUGGGGGUCGAAUGCUUGGUUAGAACCAACCGUGCCCUUCUUUUCUUCUCUCU